Medicago truncatula (barrel medic) is the source of this 7822-nucleotide messenger RNA. RefSeq lists its product as uncharacterized. NCBI's taxonomy places the organism in Eukaryota, Viridiplantae, Streptophyta, Magnoliopsida, Fabales, Fabaceae. Bases 347 to 7441 code for a protein of 2364 amino acids. The transcript has 7 exons. The record is from RefSeq and is a predicted model, not a curated record.
AUCCAUAGUUUUGGUCUACACUCACUCAGCUCCUUCAUUGUAUAACUUCACCUUUUCUCUCUUCUCUCCGCGCACCUAACACCACCGCCCUCUAUCUUACGCCCCCCCGGAGUUCACCUACUUAUCACACCCCCCUUUUUCAUUUCAAACCCUAAUUCACACAUCACACUAACCCUAAUUCAGCAAUUCAAGAUCGAUCGAUCCCAUCGAUCGAUUCGAUCAAACCCAAAAAAACCAUUCAUUUCAAUCAUCGUUAACGAAUUCAAUUCGAUCAUUAACGAUUCAGAUCAAUUCAAAGGAUUAGGGUUUUCAUGCUUUGGCGAUUCACACUUGCGGUGCGACUGCGAUGGCAAAUUCCGGCACCAAAUACGUGUCAGUGAAUCUCAACAAGUCUUAUGGACAAAAGGGAUCCGCUGCUCCGGCGCCGAGGUCCGCCGCCGGAGGCAGUGGUGGUGGUAUGGCGGUUCUUUCUAGACCUCGAAGUUCGCAGAAAAUUGGAGCGAAGCUUGCGGUUCCACCCCCCUUGAAUCUUCCUUCGCUUCGGAAAGAGCAUGAACGGUUUGAUUCGCUUGGAUCGGGUGGUGGACCGGCUGGUGCUGGUGGUUCCGGGACCGGUUCGAGACCUUCUUCGUCUGGGGUGGGGUGGACGAAGCCUGCUGCGGCGGUUUUGCAAGAGAAAGAGAUGGUUUUUACGGAGGAUGUGCCGAGGGUUGUUAGUAAGAUUGCUCCGACGGUUGUUUCGUCGUCCGCGGUUUUGAGAGGAGAGGAUUUUCCGUCGUUGCGUGCUACUUUGGUGCCUCCUGUAUCGAGUGGUAGCCAGAAUGCGAAGAUCCAAGAUAAUUUGAAUUUGAAUCAGAAGAAGGAGAAUGCAUCUAUUGAGCAGAAAAAGGAGGAUAAGAGUGGUGAUGCUGAUGGUAAUGCUAAUGCUAAUGCUGUUUCAGUUGUUAAUGUGAACUCUCGGUUCAAUGCUGGGAAUUUUCCUGUUGAAAAUGGCCGUGAGAAUCGAGGUUUUAAUGGCUCUCGUGGGGCGAAUCAAAGUAGAGGUGGGAUGAAUCAAGAUGAAUUUUUUCCGCCUCUGGUAAGGUUGAACCCGAGAUUUGAUUGGGCGGAUGAUGAGCGUGAUACUGGUCAUGGUUUUACGGAGCGGAGUAGAGAGGGGAGGGAUCAUGGAUUUUCAUCAAAAAAUGAUGCUUUUUGGGAUUUUGAUAUGCCUCGUGUUGGCAUUGUGCCACAUAAGUAUGGUAGUGGUUAUGAUAUGAGAGGACAGAUGCGGGGCAAUGAAGCUGGUAAGGUUUCCUCCAGUGAAGUUCCUAAGGUGGACUCUUAUGAUAGAAUGCCAGGAAGAGAAGUGAGUUCCUCUAAUUCCUCUUCGUGGAGGAAUUCGUCUUUUCCGAAAGAUGCUGGGAAUGAUAGGAAUGGUGUUGUUGGUGCAAGGCCUUCAAGUGGUAAUAGAGAUGUAGUGAAGGAUAACAAGUAUAGUUCGUCCCCUUUCAGAGAUGUUGUUCAUGAUGAUUCUGGAAGGAGGGAUGUAGGGUAUGGUCAAGGCGUGAAACAACCUUGGAAUAAUAUGGUGCAAUCAUAUGGUGAACGAAAUGGACUGCGGGAUAAUCGUCAUGUUGGUGGCGAUCAAUAUAACAGGAAUAGAGUUGAUUCUAACCAGAGCUCGAUGUCGAAGUCUUCAUUUUCAUUGGGUGGUAAAGGGCUUCCUGUUAAUGAUCCUUUGCUUAAUUUUGGCAGAGAGAAACGCAAUUUACCGAAGAGUGAAAAGACUUAUGGGGAAGAUUUUGGAGCUUCUGCUUUUGAUGGGAAGGAUAUUUUUUCAACAAGCCUUGGGGUGGUGAAGAAAAAGAAGGAUAUACUCAAGCAAACUGAUUUCCAUGACCCUGUUAGAGAAUCAUUUGAGGCUGAGCUUGAAAGAGUUCAGAGGAUGCAAGAACAGGAGCGGCAGAGAAUCGUUGAAGAGCAAGAAAGGGCAGUGGAAUUUGCUCGCCGAGAAGAGGAGGAAAGAAUAAGACUAGCCAGAGAACAGGAAGAGAUGCAAAGGAGGUUGGAAGAAGAAGCAAGAGAGGCAGCAUGGAGGGAAGAACAAGAUAGAAUUGAAGCUUUGCGCAAGGCCGAAGAGCAGAGGCUAGCUAGAGAAGAAGAAAAACAAAGACUGUUUUUAGAAGAGGAGAGGAGGAAACAAGCUGCUAAGCAAAAACUUAUAGAAUUAGAACAAAAGAUUGCUAGGAGGCAGGCUGAAUUAGCCAAAGGUAACAAUAAUGCUCCAAUUGUUGAUGAGAAAAUGCCUGGGAACGUGAAUGAAAGAGAUGCAUCAAGGGCUACAGAUGUAGGUGAUUGGGAGGAUAGUGAAAGAAUGGUUGAUAGGAUAUUAACUUCAGCAUCUUCUGAUUCAUCAAGUGUGAAUAGGCCAUUGGAGAUGGGCUCUAGACCUCAUUUUUCUAGAGAUUUGUCUUCCACCUUCGUGGAUAGAGGUAAACCCGUUAAUUCAUGGAGAAGAGAUGGUUAUGAGAACUGGAGUAGCCCGGCAUUCUAUCCUCAAGACCAUGAGAAUAGCCACAACAGUCCUCGCAGAGACUCAUCCAUUGGUGGAAAGCCAUUCAUGAGGAAAGAAUAUAAUGGUGGUGCUGGAUUAUUGUCUUCAAGGACUUAUUUAGAUGAAUAUGCUCACGUUAAACCACACAGGUGGAAUCAACCUGCAGAUGGAGAUCAUGCUGGCAGAAAUUCAGAGAUGCAUUCUGAUUUCAAUGAAAAUUUUGUUGAAAGAUUUGAUGGUUGGGCACAGAACCGUCCCCGUGGCAAUGCUUUCCCUCCAUUCCCUGACCGUCCAUACCAAAACUCUGAAUCAGAUGGACCUUAUGCCUUGGGGAGAUCCCGGUACCCUGCCAGGCAACCUCGUGUUCUCCCCCCUCCACUUGCUUCAGUUCACAGAACUUACAGGAACGGAAAUGAACACCCUGCUCCAUCGGCAUUCCUAGAAAACGAGAUACCAUAUAAUCAGGCAGCAAGGGGUGACUCUACCCUGCCAACUGGUUAUGAUAAUGGGAAUCAUGGUCAAGCUGAAGUUGAUCCCCUCCAAGAGGUUGCUGAAAAUGAAGACCAUAAAGUUGAGGCCACGCCAAGGUGUGAUUCUCAGUCUUCACUCUCUGUUUCAAGCCCCCCUAGUUCACCAACACAUCUCUCUCACGAUGAUAUAGAUGACUCUGGAAAUUCUUCUGCAAUAUUGACCUCUGAGGAAAACAAAAAUGGCCCCAUCUCAGCUCCUGAAAAUGAAUCCAUUGCAACACCUGACACAGCUGGUAAAGAGAAUGUAGUCACUUCAUGUGCCGUGUCUAGUGGCGAUGACGACGAUGAUGAUGAAUGGGCUGCUGAGAAUAAUGAGCAGUUCCAAGAACAAGAAGAAUACGAUGAAGAUGAAGAUUAUCGAGAAGAAGAGGAAGUGCAUGAAAUAGAUGAUAAUGCUGGCCUACACCAGGAUUUUGAAAAUAUGCAUUUGCAGGAAAAAGGAUUGCCACACUUAAUGGAUAACCUAGUAUUAGGAUUUGAUGAGGGUGUUCAGGUCGGAAUGCCUAAUGAGGAGUUUGAAAGGGGACAACAGGCUUCUAAUGCUUCUCUAGAAGUACCUUUUGACAAUACAUGCAAUGAUGGCAAAGCCCUUCAACCUGUUGAUGAUGCCUCUCAGGUGAAUCUCAAUAGUUCUUCUAGUGUAUUCCAGGAAUCAGAAAAGCCAACUCCAAAUUUAGCAUCUGAGAGUUUAGGUAAUGUUGAAGCUUCUAAUGGCUUCUCUGCUAAUCAUAGUACACCAUCUUCCGUUAUUAUUGGCCCACACUACACAUCUUCAGGUCAAAUUGUUACUUCUGCUGCUCCAGGUCAAGCCGAGUUACCCAUUAAGCUUCAAUUUGGUCUUUUUUCUGGUCCAUCAUUGAUACCCUCUCCAGUACCAGCCAUACAAAUUGGUUCUAUACAGAUGCCAUUACAUCUGCAUCCACAGGUUGGUGCACCUCUCACUCAUCACAUGCACUCGUCACAGCCUCCUUUAUUUCAAUUUGGCCAGCUUAGGUAUUCAUCUCCAGUAUCACAGGGGGUGAUGCCUCUAGGUCCUCAAUCAAUGUCAUAUGUUCAGCCUAAUAUCCCAUCCAGUUACCCUUUUAAUCAUAACUCUGGAAAUCAAAUGCCAGUUCAAAGUGGUCCAGAAUCUUCUGAUUCAUUUAUUAAGAAAGAUAUCAGGCAUCAGUCUGUUCUUGGCCAACCAGGUAAUUCAAGAAGCUUAUCUCACAGUUCACUUCCAAGUGAGAAUGCCGCUGGAAUAAAGCAGGGACAAAAUGCUCCUAAUAAUAACACAAGGAUUGCUUCUAGUUUCCAAUUGGACAAGCGGGGGAGCCAAAAUGUAGUUGGAAAGAGCAGCAGUACUUCAUCCAAUGCUAAACACUCAGAAGUUCAGCCUCAUAUCAAAGAUGCAUAUCUUCAUUCAGUUUCAGAAGAGAAAGAUUUAAUGGAGUCAAAAUCACGGUUUCCAGUAUCUGGUGGUAGAGGACAGAGAUAUGUCUACACAGUAAAAACUUCAAGCUCAAAAUCAUCAGGUGCAGUUCUAGGUCCAGCUCCAGCUCCAGCUCCGAGGGUUAAUCGAGCAGAUUCCAGGGGAUUUACGAGGAGGCCUAAUAGAAAUACACAGCGCACUGAGUUUCGAGUUCGGGAAAGUGCUGAGAAGAGGGAGCCUUCUAGUUCUUUGUCAGCCGAUCAGUUUGGGUUAGAUAAUAAGUCAAAUGUCACUGGAAGGGGAAUAGGCAUGUCUGGAAGGACUGGAUCCAGAAGGUCUUACACCAAUAAAAUGGGAAAACAGCCAGUAGAAUCAGUUGGGGAAAAUUCACAUGGCAUGGAUUCUGGAAGCAGAGCUGAGAGGGUUGAAGGAAAAGAAUCAACAAAGUCUCAGACCGUUUCACAUUCUGGGCAGAGUAAUCUCAAAAGAAACCUGUGUUCUGAGGAAGAUGUUGAUGCUCCAUUGCAAAGCGGAAUUAUACGCGUGUUUGAGCAACCUGGAAUUGAAGCUCCCAGCGAUGAAGAUGACUUCAUAGAAGUCAGGUCUAAGAGGCAAAUGAUAAAUGACCGGCGAGAACAAAGAGAGAAAGAAAUCAAGGCUAAGUCUCGUGUUGCAAAGGUACCACGGAAAACCCGUUCUGCUUCACAAAGUACUGUGACCAUGCCCAUGGCCAAUUCUAGCAAAAGAUCCAUUUCUACUGGAGAAGUGUCGAACAGUAGUGGUGCUGAUUUUGCCGCUGCUGAUGGGCAUGGGAUGACAAAGAGUGAUUCCUCAUCUGGAUAUAAUUCAAACUUACUGUCCCAGGCAUUACCUCCUAUAGGCACACCUCCUUUGAAAACUGAUGCCCAGCCUGAUUUAAGAUCACAGACGAACAGGUCACUUCAUACAAGUCUCCCAUCAGUUUCUGGUCGCGAAAGCAAGAACAAGAAGGGCCAUGAAAAUGUUCAGACAUCUUUGGGCUCCUGGGGCAAUGUGCAAAUUAGCCAACAGGUCAUGGCGCUGACACAGACACAACUCGAUGAGGCUAUGAAGCCUCAGCAGUUUGAUUCACAGGCUUCUAGUGGCAAUAUGACAGGUGUUGUUACUGAAUCCAGCUUGCCAGCACCAUCCAUUUUAACAAAAGAGAAAACAUUCUCAUCUGCUGCCAGUCCAAUAAAUUCCUUGCUUGCUGGAGAGAGAAUUCAAUUUGGGGCAGUGACAUCUCCAACUGUUCUUCCUCCUAGCAGCCGUGUUGUGUCUCAUGGUAUUGGCCCCCCUCGAUCAUCUAGAUCAGACAUGCAAAUAUCUCACAACAUUGCUGGAUCUGACACUAAUUGCAAUCUUUUCUUUGAGAAAGGGAAACAUGGUAAUGAAUCUCAUGGCCAUUUAGAAGAUUGUGAUGCGGAGGCUGAAGCUGAAGCAGCUGCUUCUGCUGUUGCUGUUGCUGCCAUUGGUAGUGAUGAGACUGUUGGAAAUAGAUUGGGUACUUGUUCUGUCUCGGUUUCAGAUGCUAAAAAUUAUGUAGCUGCAGAUAUUGAUAGGGUAGUAGCAGGAGUAGGUAGUGAGCAGCAAUCAGCAAGCCAAUCUAGAUCUGAGGAGCCUCUUAGUGUAUCUCUUCCUGCUGACUUAUCUGUUGAGACUCCACCAAUUUCCUUGUGGCCGGCCUUACCAAAUACACAAAAUACUUCAUGCCAGAUGAUCUCGCAUUUUCCUGCCGUUGCUCCUCAUUUUCCUUCUGGCCCACCUUCACAUUUUCCUUUCUAUGAAAUGAAUCCUAUGAUGGGUGGUCCUGUGUUUGCUUUCGGACCACAUGAUGAAUCUGCAUCUACAACACAGUCACAGCCUCAAAAAAGUACUGCACCAGCAUCUAGGCCAAUUGGGAACUGGCAACAGGGUCAUUCUGGUGUGGAAUCCUUUUAUGGUCCUCCAACAGGAUUUACUGGACCUUUUAUUGCACCUCCUGGAGGCAUUCCAGGAGUCCAAGGGCCUCCACAUAUGGUUGUUUAUAACCAUUUUGCACCUGUAGGACAAUUUGGUGGACAGUUUGUGUAUAUCCCCUCUGGAAAGCAGCCUGAUUGGAAACACAUUCCUACAACUUCUGCAUCAGGGACCAGUGAAGGGGAUAUGAACAAUAUGAAUAUGGCAUCUUCACAGCGGAAUCCUGCUAACAUGCCUUCUCAAAUUCAACAUCUUGCUCCUGGUUCGCCACUUCUACCAAUGGCAUCUCCAGUUGCUAUGUUUGAUGUUUCUCCUUUUCAGCACUCUACCGAGAUGUCAGUUCAAGCUAGAUGGCCCCAUGUUCCAAAUGCACCACAUUCAUCCAUUCCUCCAUCAAUGCCAUUGCAUCAACAAGAAAGUAUUCAAACUUCUCAGAUGAGCCAUGGCCCUUCGGUUGACCAGCCACUAAAUGUCAACAGAUUUACCGGUUCUCGAACUUCAACAUCUUCUGAUAGUGAUAGGAAUUUUCCUAGAGCAGCUGAUGUAAAUGUCAACCAAUUACCUGAUGAACUUGGAUUAGUGGACACUUCAAACUCCACUGCUUCUAAGACUUCAUCCAAGGGUGUUUCUAGUAAGACUCCAUCCGAGAAAACCAUUACAGAUGCUGCUGCCAAAGUUGAUGUUCAGAAUGGAAAUAGCAGCAAGAGUAAUAACCAGAAUUCAAGUUCUGGUUAUAGGACUCAACCCGCACAACAAAAUAAUGUUUCUACCCAGCAGCAGCAUUAUGAUCAUUCCUCAGGACAUGGUAACUAUCACAGAGGAGGUGGUGGUGUUACUCAGAGAAAUAAUUCUGGUGGUGAAUGGUCCCAUCGUAGAUACCAUGGAAGAAACCAAUCUACGGGUGGAGAUAAGAACUUUUCAUCCUCGAAGGUCAAGCAAAUAUAUGUGGCUAAGCAGACUAUUAGUGGGUCGUCAUCAGCGUCAUAAGUGCUGGAUUUGAAGAAAAAAACAUGGAAGGCUUUGUUGUUAAUUAUUGGUCUGUGGCUGAAAUAAAAUUUUGAUUAGCUUCUACUUGGAUUUUAGGGCAGAUUGAGUGUUAGAUUAAGAUUUUUGCUGGCUACAACAGAUUCUAUACCGGUCUUCCUGAUGAAGGCUAAGGAAGAGUUUGAUAGCACUGUCAUUGUUGUCACCAUGUCAUUUUGCGGUAGCAAACAAGCUUGGACAAUCUUCCUUUGUUUUUUCUUUUGACACUAAAUUAAAAACCUUUAUUUAUGGGUUUUGUGUAUCAGAUUCAUUAGCUGUAUUACUAUAUUCUUUCCAUAAUUAUAAGGAAGUAUCAGUUUUGAGAAAUGCAAGUUUUCUUUUCUA